CCGCGGCGAGAGGCAUGGACACCGCCCCCAACCCGUGCUCGCUGGUGCCGGGUGCCGUGUACCCCGGUCCAGAGUUCCCAGAGAGGUGAGUCCACUGCAGGUGGGUGCGGGACGCCGGGCAGCUCGAGGUAGUGUUGUCGCAGGCGCCAGCCCGAGCUCGCGCCGGCCGUGGAGUUCAGCUGCGCAGUGGGUUGCGGCAGCUUCGCCAGGCCGGGGGCUGGCUGGGCCGCGGGGCCGCCCUGGAGGCCGGAGCCGCCGGGCCUGCGGCGCCUCGGCAGCGAGCAGUCGUCUAGCUCUCGUGAACGAGGCUCUCCGCUCCCUCACACCCCCGGCUGACGCUGUGGCCUUGCUCGGUUGUACCGGUUAGCUCCCGAUGACAUGCGUCAGGUCGGUUUCCGCCGGGAUGCGGGAGAGUUGGGGCAAGCUACCUGUGACAGUUUGAACUUUUCUUAGGAAUUCCGCUCCACCCGCCGGUUAGAGCAUAUUUCUCAUUUCACCCGAGACCUGUGUGCUUGCUACUGAAAUAAAAGAAGUAUUUUUUUCCCCAGAAUCCUUUUAGGACGUUAUGACUUUUCUCCUUUGCAAAACUGCAAAAAACUGACAGGAAGACAAAACUCUUCCCACUCCCAGAGAUCGCUUUGUCUUGAGUUUGGGGUAAAGACUAGCAAGUGAGGUUUUGUUUCUGCAUCCCGUUCUCCCUAACAUCCUGAGAAAACCUUCGUUUCUAGCGUCUUUCUGGCAUUCAGAGAGACUUCUCUAGGGUCAUGAUCACAAAGGCUUAACCCAUUACAAGGAGAGAGUUGUCUCCUGAUCCCCAAAAUGGCAGCUAAAAUGGAGAUAACUUUGAGCUCCAACACUGAAGAUUCCUCUAAGCAAGAGAGACACAUAAUAACAAAACUAGAGGAGAAACGGGAGCCUACUCCGCAAAAAAACUGCCCGGAUCCUGAGCUCUGCCGCCAGAGCUUCAGACGCUUUUGUUAUCAAGAGGUGUCUGGACCCCAAGAGGCGCUCUCCCAGCUCAGACAGCUCUGCCGUCAGUGGCUGCAACCUGAGCUGCACACCAAAGAGCAGAUUUUGGAGCUUCUGGUGAUGGAGCAGUUCCUGACCAUCCUGCCCCCGGAGAUCCAGGCUCGGGUCAGGCAUCAAUGUCCAAUGAGCAGCAAGGAGAUUGUAACCCUCGUGGAAGAUUUUCACAGAGCAUCCAAGAAACCAAAGCAGUGGGUGGCUGUUUGUAUGCAGGGGCAGAAGGUGCUCUUGGAGAAAACUGGAUCGCAGCUUGGAGAACAGGAACUGCCAGACUUUCAACCACACACUGCUAGGAGAAGUCUCAGGGAGACCUCUCCAGCAGAGUCUUCCCAGGCGGAAGCUUAUGACCAGCUGAGCCCCCAUCAUUGGGAGAAAUCCUCGCUCCUCCAGGAACCAACCCCAAAAUUGGCUGGGACAGAACUUCUUAUAGAAAAGACAGAUCCAAAUAUGGCCACAGAUGAACUUCCAUGCAAGCAAUGGUUGAGUUUCAUUACUUAAAAUGCUCUCCUGUUUAGAAGGGGCCUGGAAGAGGAAAAGCUUCACCCCAUAUCAUUUAUCUUUGUCCUCCUCUGUGAUGAUGUUUGUACUUUAAAUCCUCGAAUCGAUUUCCCUUUCUCUGAUGUGAUACUUGUGUUACCGCUGCCUUUGUUGUAUACAAUCCUGUGAUCUCUAAGCCUGAAUGACAGUGACAAUUUGGCCAACCCUGGUGAUGUGAAUAUAAGAUACAGUGAGCACGUUAGAGAAGAGGGUUAUGACAAGACAAAAUCCUUAUUUUCUUAACAUUUGCUACAUUCAGUGACGUACUGUGUGUCUUAGUCUCUUUAUAUAUUUGCUGCUAAUAUAAAAUACUAGAGACUAGGUAGUUUAUAAAUAACAGGAGUUUCUCACAGUUAUAGAGGCAGGGAAGUGUGAGUUCAAGGUGCCAUCAUGGUUGGGUUCCAGUGAGGGCCCUCUUCCAGAUCACAAACUAGCCUGCUUCUCUCAGUCCUCAUGUGGUGGAAGGGGAAGACUGGCUCCUGGGAGCCUCUUUCAUAAAGGCAUUAAUCCCAUUCCAGUGAGGGCAGCACCCUCAUAACCUAAUCAAAGGCCUCACCUCCCAAAAGCCCCAUCUCCUAAUACUAUUACCUUGGGAGUUAGAAUUUCAUAUGAAUUUGGGGGAACAUAAACAUUCAGCCCCUGGCAACCACAGCCUACUUUUUGUCUCUGGAUUUGCUUAGCCAGGACAUUUUAUAUAAAUGGAAUCACAUAGGCUGGGCACAGUGGCUUACACCUGUAAUCCCAGCACUUUGGGAGGCCAAGGCAGGCAGAUCACUUAGGCUAGGGCAUUCAAGACCAGCCUGCGAAACAUGGUAAAACCCUGUCUCUACAAAGGUACAAAAAUAAGUGGGGCAUGGUGAUGGACGCCUGUAAUCCCAGCUAGUGGGUGAGCUGAGGCAGGAGGAGCACUUGAACCUGGGAGGUCGAGGCUGCAGUGAACUGAGAUUGUGCCAUU
Molecule: messenger RNA, 2518 nt
Organism: Sapajus apella (tufted capuchin)
Lineage: Eukaryota; Metazoa; Chordata; Mammalia; Primates; Cebidae
Gene: ZNF174
Product: zinc finger protein 174
Exons: 3
Coding region: 820-1524 (234 amino acids)
Biological process (GO): regulation of transcription by RNA polymerase II
Molecular function (GO): RNA polymerase II cis-regulatory region sequence-specific DNA binding; DNA-binding transcription factor activity, RNA polymerase II-specific
Source: RefSeq, a predicted model, not a curated record